GAAGUGAAAAUGUGUUGGAUGCAAUGUACAAGAGAGGCAUUCCUCGCACUCUGGAUGAGAUGAGCUUAAUGCUGGGAGAAAGAGUGGAUUCGCCUCCCAAUUCACGUCUUCUGAAGAUAGCUAUCGUGGGUAUGCCCAACUGCGGCAAAAGCACUCUUAUCAAUAGUCUUGUUGGCAGGAAAGUGUGCAGUGUUUCAUCUAAAGUUCACACAACUGAAGUCAGUGCCCAGGCUGUGCACAAUGUAGAGUCAACCCAGAUGGUGUUCUUGGACACUCCUGGCUUAGUCACCCCACAGGAAGUCAGCAAGCACAGUCUGAAUCGCUCUUUAUUAAGAGAGGCAGAAAUAUCACUUCAUGAAGCUGAUGUGAUGGCAGUGAUCCAUGAUGUGUCCAACAAAUAUACCUGCAAUAGUUUACAUCCCAGAGUAUUGCGGCUUUUAGCCCUAUAUCCCACAACACCAAGUAUUUUAAUCUUAAACAAGGUUGAUCUAGUCAAGCAUAAACAGCGCUUGCUAGAUAUAACUCGAAUUAUUACAGAAGGCAUUGUAGGUGGCAACAGGUCACAUGUAGAGAAGAAGAAAGAUGUUCCACUCAGUAAGGAGAAACUUUUGAGAAAAGCCAAGAAAACACUGCAGACUAGAGAAACAAACACAAAGGACAAACUUAUAAAAAAAAAUGAAAAUAUUUUGAUAACUGGUCAGAUUGGUCUGCCAAGAGAUAUCAGUCAGAUAAGCAAGCAGGAUGUCCUGGAAGGAAAAGUUAGAUUGACAGAACAGGAAAUUAAUGCCUUUAUUGAGGGCCAGACUGGGUGGCCCUUGUUCCAGGAAGUCUUCAUGAUAUCUGCCCUUUCUAGCCUGGGGGUGGAUGACUUGAAGGAUUUCUUCUAUUACAAGGCCUAUGAAUCUCCAUGGAUCUUCAGUUCUCAGAUGUUGACAGACCAAAACCCCCAAGAUAUUGCUUUGAUGACAGUAAGAGAAAAGUUCCUAGAUGCUUUCAAGAAUGAAAUCCCAUAUAACCUCAAAUUCACUAUAGAGCACUGGGACCUCUCAGAAGAAGAGAUCCUGUACAUCACAGUUCAAAUUGGGUGCAAGAGGCAAGGUCUUGCCCGGCUCAUCAUAGGCAGUGGUGGCAAGAGCGUUAUCCCCAUUGCACAAGAUGCAGAGCAGGACUUGCGCAAUACUUUCUGCAAUGAGGUGAAACUGAGACUGAAUGUUGUGUAUGAUCCUACGCUCAAAAGAAAAUAGUCAAAAUAUCCUAGUUUGACAUUUUAAGUUUCUCUCUCUCUCUCUCUCUCUCUCUCUCUCUCUCUCUCUCUCUCUCUCUCUCUCUCUCUCUCUCUCUCUCUCUCUCUCUCUCUCUCUCUCUCUCUCUCUGAUAUUUGUAUUUUAUUUUCUGCUUGUUUGUAGUAUCGUUUUGAAUUUUUUAAGGUCUGUU
Penaeus monodon (black tiger shrimp) is the source of this 1434-nucleotide messenger RNA. Its product is annotated as GTPase Era, mitochondrial-like. The record is from RefSeq and is a predicted model, not a curated record. Gene Ontology annotation, molecular function: GTP binding; rRNA binding; ribosomal small subunit binding. Gene Ontology annotation, cellular component: mitochondrial matrix. Gene Ontology annotation, biological process: ribosomal small subunit assembly. NCBI's taxonomy places the organism in Eukaryota, Metazoa, Arthropoda, Malacostraca, Decapoda, Penaeidae.